Molecule: messenger RNA, 3578 nt
Organism: Cydia pomonella (codling moth)
Lineage: Eukaryota; Metazoa; Arthropoda; Insecta; Lepidoptera; Tortricidae
Gene: NimA
Product: mucin-2-like
Exons: 8
Coding region: 874-3333 (819 amino acids)
Molecular function (GO): protein binding
Source: RefSeq, a predicted model, not a curated record
GUACAUAAUACCCAAAAUUAAACCUAAAGUGGCAACACUUAAGGAUAGUUUUAUAGUUCCUCAACAGCAAAAUGUAAGUUUGUAUAUUGCACUCACAUAGGUUGCACCCCUCGCGACAACGUGUCGCCUGCUUUAUGGAAAGCUUUAGAGCUCCUGUAUGUUUCUGAUCGCCUGGUACUUGUGUGUGGGGAAAACUAUCCAGGGAAAUGGAGUAGUUAGGGAAACUAUCAAUGGGUAAAAUGAGCCUUAUUGACUUGAAAUCGGUAGUAGAAAAUCAAAUGCGGGUUGGUGGGAAUUUUAGAUAAUUAACUUGAAUGUGAUCACAAAUGAAACAAGCAAGAUCCAAAUGAUUUAUUUUAUCUCGAAAAGAAAUAAGUUUCUAAUUUUACUUACAUACUCGUAUACUUAGAUUCAAUUAAGAAAUUUAAACCCUAAUGAAAAAAAAAACAUAUUUUUCAUUUGAAUUUUAACAAAAAAUGAACUAAACUUCUUGAAUAAUUGAAACAUAAACGAUUUAAAUAAUUAAAACACAACAAUGCUCCAGAAUCGAAAAAAUCAGCGAAAACAUAGUCCAAAACAUACAGCAUCCAUUGUCUAUGCCCCAAUCAACCCUUAGUGUGCCCGACCAACUCCCAGUCUCCCGGCGGCGUUCGGGACGCGCGCUCCUCCCGACUCUGCGAGCCUGGUACUUUCGUGGCAAUUGUGUGCGUGUUUUUGUUUUGGAGUGUGUAUUUUUGAAUAAUUGGCAAAUAUUGCGAAAAGUAUUGUUUUUAUAAGCAAUCGUUAAUAGUUCCUUGAACACGUAAAGGAUUGUGGUAGACAUUUCAACAUGCCAAGAUAAGAAGCCACGAUGGAUUGGCAGUGACACUGACAAUGACAGUAGCAAGUGUUCGGACUGUAAAGACUCAGAUAUGGUGCGUGGUGGUGGUAAUAGUGAUGGUGGUGGUGGGAGUGGUGGGGUUGAACGGGGACCAUGUGUGCAUGGUGCAGCAGAAAUACAAUAUCACGAAGCGCGUGAAGUACCGCGCUCCGAUGUCCGUACGCACAUACGAGUGGUGCUUCUCCAUGCCGCCAAGAUGUUCCAAAUGGAGCACAGAGAUGCGGGAUCUUACUAGACUCGAGACGGAGGAAAGAACAGCGGAGGUGGCGGUGUGUUGCCCCGGUUACAAGAUGAAGGAUGUAUCCUGUGUGCCGGUGUGUCCACCGGGGAGGACCGGAAACGGAUGCUCUGAGGACUGUCCAAAAAACAAAUGGGGUCCUAAUUGCGUGAAGGAAUGCAAAACAUGUACAGAACAUGGCACCUGUUCUGCGGUGACAGGAGAAUGUCGGUGCCAGGAUGGAUGGCAAGGUGAGAGAUGUGAAGUGAGACAGAGCUCUCCUGCAACGAUGGAAGAACUUUCAGCUACCAAGUCACUUAACUUACCUACCUCAAGAGCUGAUCACGAAGUAACUUCUAUGACUAGUACUACUGGGACUACCACUACAAAAACACCAGUUACCACAUCAGUGAGAAUUCCAAUCACUGCAGCUUCAACGACAACAACGUUACCUACAACUUCUAAACCUACUACGACAAGUACAAUAACAACAACAACUACUACUACAAGUACUACGACUACGACUAUGAGACCUGUUGCAACAACUUUAUUGACAAGCGCUCCAACAUCAACAGUGGAAACUACUAUACAGUCGUCUAAGAUAGCUACCGUAGAAGCUAAAAUGCCAUAUGAAGAGCCAACUACAACAAUUAAAAAUACAAAUUGGAAUAACUGGACUUUGACUACACCUUGGAUUUUGUCUACCGAUAAAUCUAUACCUCCGACGAAAAUGUCGUUUACCACGGUUAGUCCAAUUUUCAUUAAACCAACUUUUUCUACAAAGAAUAUUGAAAGUACUAUAGCUUCUGUUAAAGGAACAACUACUAGAAAAUCAUUGCCUACAACCGAGCCUUUAGAAUUACCAACACAAUCUACUAAAACAUUUGAAAUGUCAACAACGACUUUGAGAACUCCUAAACCACACUUAAUAACGGAGCCUACAAUUAAAGAAGCUACAAGAAGACCAGAAACAACUAUCAAAAUUUAUCCAACAACAAUCAAGUUUAAGCCUAAAGAAAUUUGGAUAAGACCAGCGCAAAAAGGUGAAUUAUUAAUUGAAACGAAGACCAAACCAAUUUCGGAACCACCAAAGCAUAAAAAUAUAGCGAAAAAAGAAACUACACUAAACACUACACCAAGAACUAUCAUGGUUUCAAUAAUACCAACGUCUUUGUCUUAUGCUACCUUCAAAAAGAUAGCUCUGACUACCGCAUCAUACUUUACAUCUAAAAAUGUAACUGGAAAACCAACAGAAAUGUUCACAAGGUCGAUGUCAUCAACACCCGCACCUGCCAAACCAUCCAGCACAUCGAAAAACUUUCAAAAUACCACUAAACCACACUUUACAGAAGAUAAUAAUGCCACUAACAGCAUGCGCACGACCGCUAAACCUUUAACUAUCUCUUCAACUAAUCCAACAUUGAAACGGAACUAUAAAACUUCCACUAAAACUUUGGAAACAGUGACAGAGAAUAUAGUUAAAAGAAACAAUACUCCUGUCCAAGCCAAAGAUAACGUUACUAAAACAACAACAACUGCAAAACCUGAUGAAGAGUUUCAUAUUUUGACAGAACCGGAGCAUAUAACAGCUGUGAUGGAUAAACCGGAUCGAUCAUCAGUAGACUUGAUAUCGGUGAUCAGUAUAGCUGGAGGGGUGAUGAUGACUGUGAUCACCGUGGCUGUGGUGAUCGUGAUGCUGGAGAGGUGCAAGCGGCCGAGGUAUGAGGAUAAGAUGAACAGCAUCAGGAUGCAAGUGAUGAUUGAUAAUAAUGACGGACCGCCGCCAUAUGUGAGGAAUAUCUUUAAUACGCCAUUGCCUGAGCCACCAAGAACUGAAAAAUGCCAUUACCAGCCAAUUUCAACUCUGGACAGGAACUUGAAACAAUUCAUGAGGCCAGUGGUUGUUCAAACAAUUUCUCCUAUGAUGUUGGAAAACUUUAGAGGAAUUCUAGAAUGUCAUUAUGACCACUUGCCCAGAAGAAGCGUCGAGUAUCCAACGUUACAGUCGCAUUGUUCAAUGGCGCCAUCUUUGAGUGGUUGUGAUGAACUACGUCAACCGCGACCCGACUCGCUCGCUGAGUCCGCUGUAGAAGCGCUCAAAUGUGAAGCUAAGCUAGACGUUAUUGAUAACACCACAUCUGAACCCUUGUAUGCUGAAAUACCAUGUUGGAGACCACCUUCAGAACACGCAAUUGAGGUUGUCAAUUUGAACGGCGAAGCUGUGACAGAAUUAUGACUUAAAAGCUACCAAAUAUAGAUGCAAGUUUGACUACUGGCCGAUAGAUGGCGCAAAUUAUAAAACUUAAGCGUUAUCCCAAAGAUUUUAUUUUAAGACGGUUUUGAAAUAAUUAAUGUUUUAUGUGGUUGUUUUGUGAAAAUAAAUUUGUGUGUGAUUAAUAGAGUUUAAUAAUUUGAAAUUUGUUGUUUUUAAUUAAACACAUUAAUCGUAACAAAUCGCAAUAAAGUAUGCGAUAUGAAGAA